Molecule: messenger RNA, 1430 nt
Organism: Cucurbita moschata (crookneck pumpkin)
Lineage: Eukaryota; Viridiplantae; Streptophyta; Magnoliopsida; Cucurbitales; Cucurbitaceae
Product: autophagy-related protein 3-like
Exons: 10
Coding region: 142-1089 (315 amino acids)
Biological process (GO): autophagy of mitochondrion; autophagosome assembly; nucleophagy
Cellular component (GO): cytosol; cytoplasmic ubiquitin ligase complex
Molecular function (GO): Atg8-family ligase activity
Source: RefSeq, a predicted model, not a curated record
UACGUCUCUUCUCAGUCUUCUCCCCAUUGAAGGCAAUUUCGCUGGUCGAUCAUAGUCAAGAUUCUGCUGGGGCUUCCCAAUUCCUGGUUCAAUUUCCGAAAUCUUUCAUCUUAAUUCCUCAAUUUCAGAGAGCUUGCGAUCAUGGCUUUGUCGCAGAAGCUCCACGAGGCCUUCAAAGGAACUGUUGAGAGGAUCACAGGGCCUCGAACCGUCUCCGCCUUCAAAGAGAAAGGCGUUCUCAGUGUCUCUGAGUUCAUCAUCGCCGGUGAUAAUCUCGUCUCCAAGUGUCCCACCUGGUCUUGGGAGUCAGGUGAUAUAAACAAGAGGAAAUCUUACUUGCCUCCUGAUAAGCAGUUCUUGAUUACCAGAAACGUUCCUUGCCUGCGUCGGGCUGCCUCUGUAGAAGAGGAGUAUGAAGCUGCAGGUGGUGAAGUUCUUCUUGAUAAUGAAGAUGGUGAUGGCUGGCUGGCGACGCACGGGAAACCAAAGGAAGAAAAAAGUGAUGAAGAGGAAAAUUUGCCUUCCCUGGAAACUCUUGAAAUCAGCAGGCCCAAGGUUGUUAAGUCAAUUCCAAACUAUUUUGGUGGUGAAGAUGAAGAGGAUAUUCCUGACCUGGCUGAUAUUGAAGAUACUGACAAUGUUAUUGGAACUGAUGCAGCCACUCUGCCAUUGACCUACCAAAUUGCCCAUGAACCUGACGACGAUAAUAUCCUACGAACACGAACUUAUGAUGUCAGCAUCACGUAUGAUAAAUAUUACCAGACACCACGCGUUUGGCUUACAGGAUAUGACGAGUCAAGGAUGCUCUUACAGCCAGAACUUGUACUUGAAGAUGUUAGUCAAGAUCAUGCACGAAAAACGGUGACCAUUGAGGACCAUCCCCACCUACCUGGAAAGCAUGCGUCUGUACAUCCCUGCAGACAUGGGGCUGUGAUGAAAAAGAUCAUUGAUGUGUUAAUGUCUCGAGGCGUAGAACCUGAAGUUCACAAGUAUCUUUUCUUGUUCUUAAAAUUUGUUGCAUCUGUUAUUCCAACUAUCGAAUAUGAUUACACUAUGGACUUCGAUCUUGGCGGCCCUAGCAGUCGAUAACUGGGAUUGAUAAGCAUUAUCGGAUUGUACGUAAGUGUGGGAUAUUUCACAUCUGUUGUUUCUGCAAAUACAGGCCGACCCUCAGCUUCGUGUACAUACACAACCUGGGGUCUAAACUCUGGAUAUAUAUUGUCUUUUGGAAGUGUAGGUCUUGCCAUUGCUUUCUGUCAGUCUUAGUUUGGGAACAAGGAUUCUUUGUGGUUCGCUUUAACAUAACAUGAAGCUGUCAGUCGAGGGUAAUUUGUUUGCUACUGAACUAUAUAGCAGCAGAAUCUCAUUCCUCUUAUUGGGAAAAUUUUGAUUGAAUAGAGUUAUGUAAAUAACCCUUAACAAUCUCUGUU